Messenger RNA from Ahaetulla prasina, 2212 nucleotides. It is a transcript of the gene SLC61A1, whose product is annotated as major facilitator superfamily domain containing 5. The transcript is spliced from 2 exons. NCBI's taxonomy places the organism in Eukaryota, Metazoa, Chordata, Lepidosauria, Squamata, Colubridae. Bases 332 to 1687 code for a protein of 451 amino acids. The record is from RefSeq and is a predicted model, not a curated record. Gene Ontology annotation, molecular function: molybdate ion transmembrane transporter activity. Gene Ontology annotation, cellular component: membrane. Gene Ontology annotation, biological process: molybdate ion transport.
GAGAAUCUGGGUCUAGUUCUGCCCACCGGAUUCAGGAAGGACGGACCGGUUAAGCAGGCGUAACUAACUGUUGCAGCCGUUCCGGCCUUCUGGAUCCAACUUCAGGCAAAGCGGGGCGAUUAUGCUAAUUCCGCGAGAAGCUGUUGCCCGGAUCUGGCAGAGCGCCGCGGGAUUAAGGAGGCGAAGCCACAUGCCGAAAGGGAGGCUGCAGCGUGACUUCUUUUGCCCGCACGUGGCUAGAGGACGGGGAAGCCCGCGAGUGGCACCCGGGGUUUGAAUAGGCUGUGCUGGGAAUAGAUCUCCAGAGAUGCACAGGAUGAUUUGAAGCACCAUGCUGAUUGCUGCCUAUGUCGCUUUUGCUUUGCUCCUACUGAUAUGUUUGGGCUUGGAGUUCUCUGCCUGCCGCUCCAGGCUCACCAGCAGGUCUUGCUCCAACCCAGCCUUCUUGCGGUUCCAGCUAGAUUAUUAUCAAGUCUAUUUCUUGGCUCUCACAGCCGAUUGGUUGCAAGGACCUUAUCUUUACAAACUCUACCAGCAUUAUAACUUCUUGGAGGCCCAGAUCACCAUUAUUUAUGUUUGUGGCUUUGCCUCAAGUGUGUUGUUUGGACUGGUUUCCAAUUCCUUGGUUGACCGCUUGGGCCGAAAAAAGUCUUGCAUCCUCUUCUCCUUGACUUACUCUGUCUGCUGCCUCACAAAGCUCUCCUGGGAUUAUUUUGUUCUAAUUGUAGGAAGAAUAUUAGGAGGGCUGUCCACUGCUCUCCUGUUCUCUGCCUUUGAGGCAUGGUACGUGCAUGAGCAUGUGGAGCGCCACGAUUUCCCAGCCGAGUGGAUUCCUGCCACCUUCUCCAAGGCUGCCUUCUGGAAUAGUAUAAUUGCUAUUGGAGCUGGUGUAGUAGCCAAUAUCUUUGCUGAAUGGUUGGGAUUUGGCCCAGUAGCUCCCUUCAUGGUCUCUAUUCCCUUUCUUGUGUUGGCUGGUACCUUGGUUAUGAAGAAUUGGGAUGAGAAUUAUGGAAAGAAGAGGGCACUGUCCAGAACUUGCACUGAUGGCUUGAAAUGCCUUCUCUCCGAUCGCCGUGUCCUGCUUUUGGGGACUAUUCAGGCCUUAUUUGAAAGUGUCAUCUAUAUCUUCAUCUUCCUCUGGACUCCAGUCCUGGAUCCCUACAACCCACCUCUAGGUAUUGUCUUCUCCAGUUUCAUGGCUGCCAGCAUGGUUGGAUCCUCACUCUACCGUGUGGCCACGUCCAAGAAAUAUCACCUCCAGCCCAUGCACAUCCUGUCUCUUUCAGUCCUAAUGGUGUUUUUUUCACUCUUCAUGCUGACUUUCUCAACCAAUCCUGGGCAAGAGAACCCCUCGGAGUCCUUCUUGGCCUUCCUCCUCAUUGAGCUCUCAUGUGGGCUCUACUUCCCUUCCAUGGGUUUUCUCAGGCAAAAAGUGAUUCCUGAGAAGGAUCAGGCAGGUGUGAUGCAUUGGUUCCGUGUGCCAUUGAACCUACUGGCUUGCCUUGGGCUACUCAUCCUCCAUGAUAGUGAUUAUAAGACAGGCACCAGGAAUAUGUUCACCAUCUGCUCUGUCAUGAUGGUAAUGGCCCUCUUGGCUGUUGUAAGCCUCUUUACUGUUGUCCGAAACAAUGCAGAGCUCAGGCUGCCCAGUUCAUCUAGUCAGGCUGAGACAUCUCCUGAGCUCUGAUUGAGAGUAUGCCAAUUGUCCAUAAUGUGUUACAGAGCCAUUACUGUAUAUAACCAAGGAGUCUGCAAGGAGAACACUGAGCAUCUGCCAAGUCCUAUGUGGCUGUCUUCCACAUAACCAGAGGAGUGAAGUGGAUGCACAUCUAAUUUUCUUCUUUUCAACAAUUAUGGGCCACAUUAAGAACUUGGUUACAUCUAUGUCAAGCAUAGCUUUUUCCCCUUUCUCCCUUUUCCCCCACCUUGGGAGUUUGAAUUCCAGUAGCUGCUUGGCUUCUGCUAGCCAAAUGUGGAGGUUGCUGACUACUACUUCAUCCUGAAUUGAUGGUGAUAGACAAUGGCUUACAAGACAAAGCAGGGUUUCUUUUUCUUUUUUUUUUAAAGCAACAGUGAAGUUGAUAGACUGCUUGUCCAAUAUCAGUAUUGAACUUGGUAGCCGGAUCAGCUGUAUUCUAUAAUCAGCAGUAUCAGCCACGUUCUAUGAUCUUCUGCUUUUUAAAAAAAAUAAUAAACUGAAAUUAAACAUAAA